This is a messenger RNA of Paraglomus occultum, 594 nucleotides long. NCBI's taxonomy places the organism in Eukaryota, Fungi, Glomeromycota, Glomeromycetes, Paraglomerales, Paraglomeraceae. The record is from the annotation of a GenBank genome assembly.
AUGAACGAAAAUCUUCCAAGUACUCUAUCGUCACUAUUGCCCAUCCGCUCAACCCUUAAAUCAGGAUUUCCCAUUCUGAUUACUUCUGUAACUCCCUCUUCACCAAUAACUCGCUUGAACUCUAUAUUUAACGAAAUCAUCGAAGAUGGGAACACAUAUCCUCAGGAGUUUCCACUGAAUGCCGAUGAAUUCAGAAACCUUUUCUUGAGUCACGAUGCUUUCGUUGCGUUAAAGGACAUUAGUAAUGAGGACGUGUGGAGAGACGAACAUGUCCUGGGAAUGUUCUACGUGAAACCCAAUUAUCCAGGACGAUGUUCGCACAUAUGUAAUGCCGGAUUUGUGGUUCCUAGGAAAUAUCGCAAUGAUGGUGUAGGUAAAGCAAUGGCACGUGCGUUCGUUAAGAUUGCUCCGGCUUUGGGAUACAAAGCUUCCGUGUUUAACCUUGUCUUUGAGACUAACAUUGGUUCCAUAAAGAUUUGGAGAGAUCUGGGUUUUAAGGAAAUCGGUCGGAUCCCAAAAGCUGCAAGACUACGCGGUCAUGAAAAAUUGGUUGAUGCGCUGAUGUUUUAUUAUGAUUUUGAACAAUCUCAGUAA